Molecule: messenger RNA, 684 nt
Organism: Penicillium cosmopolitanum
Lineage: Eukaryota; Fungi; Ascomycota; Eurotiomycetes; Eurotiales; Aspergillaceae
Product: LysM peptidoglycan-binding domain-containing protein
Exons: 2
Coding region: 1-684 (227 amino acids)
Source: RefSeq, a predicted model, not a curated record
AUGCGCCUGACUACUACCAUCUUCAACGCCCUUCUGGGUGCUUAUUCUGCGUCUGCAAAUGAAGUUCGAUCCCACUGCAACCACAAAUCUCUCAACACCACUAGCUUCAACUAUGUCACCGACGUGGCCAAUCAGACCGUCUACGAAAUGGCUGUAAAGUUCAACAGGGGCGUAUGUGAUAUUGGUCGUGCCAAUCUGAUGGCCGACGUGUCCAUUGUUCCCAACCUUGGACAGACUAUCAACAUCCCUGGUCAAGUUUGUCAUCCCGAUUGGACUUCCUGCAUCAUUGAUGGGCCAGGAACCAAUGAUUGUGUGAGGGGUGGACCCCGUCUAUACUACACUGUGAACGGAGAUACCUUGUGGAAGAUUGCCGGACGUCUAAACAUGACCCUCGACUCCAUUCAAUCUGGAAGUCAGUACGGAGCAAAUGAGACCAUUGCUGCUGGUCAAUUUGUCAAGGUCCCUUUGUGCUAUCCUAGCACAUGCGAUAUCGAGCCUUAUACUUUCUCCAAGGGUGUCUACAAGGAUCUUGCAGACAUGUACGGCUCGACUGUGGGCCAAAUUCAAAUGUUGAGUCCGACAUACAACUACAGCGCCAGUCUCAGCGAAGGUGAAACCGGUCCUUCUAUUGAUAUUGCCAAGAACUGUCGUUUGCUGUCAUCCAACUAUACAAUCUUGUCUUAG